This is a messenger RNA of Daldinia vernicosa, 1341 nucleotides long. Its product is annotated as NAD(P)-binding protein. The record is from RefSeq and is a predicted model, not a curated record. Lineage: Eukaryota; Fungi; Ascomycota; Sordariomycetes; Xylariales; Hypoxylaceae. Gene Ontology annotation, molecular function: oxidoreductase activity, acting on the CH-OH group of donors, NAD or NADP as acceptor. The coding region runs from base 184 to 1224 and encodes 346 amino acids. The transcript has a single exon.
GAACGAUAAUGUUCGCUGGUAGACCCCGAGUGAUUAGAAAUACUCGAUGUAACAUGUACUUAGAGAUGUAGGGGCGGAUGACUCCGAGAGACGCAACAGACGUACAAUACAUAAACUCCGUCAUGGCACACAUCAGUAUAAGUCUUGCUCAACUAUAAACUUUCUUUCCGUCCAUACACCAAAAUGAUAAAGCCUACAUUCGCCAACCCGACAAUCCCUCAGGGUUCUACCGUUCUCGUUACCGGCGCCAAUGGUUUAAUUGCUUCUCAUGCCGUUGAUAGACUCCUAGAAGCGGGUUAUAAUGUCCGGGGCACCGUUCGCAACCCCUCAAAGUGCACGUGGAUGGUACCGUUAUUCGCAUCACGCCAUCCAUCAAGUCAAUUAGAAAUCGUGCAGGUCUCGGACUUCGGUGCACCCGGGGCGUGGAAUGACGCUGUCAAAGGAGUCGCUGCCGUUGUAGCCGUGGCUGGUGGUGUAGGCCUAAUAGUUCCAGAUAUCGACAAGUCACUUGAAGAAGAGAUACCGUGGAAUGAAGCGCUCCUGCAGGCGGCAAAGAAUGAACCUACAGUCAAGGCAUUUAUCUAUACGAGUAGUUCGUGGGCGUCGUGGACCCCGGAUCAAACCAAGAAGAUCAAAUUGACGGAAUGGACCUGGAAUGAUGAUGCCGUGAGAAUAGUCAGGAGCGACGCUACUCCCGAGGAGAAAGGAAUCCGGCCGUACAUGGCAUUCAAAACUCUACUCGAGCAGUGGAUUUGGGAUUGGGUCAAAAGAGAGAACCCCUCUUUCACCUUCAACACGAUUCUCCCCCAAACGGUCAUCGGCGAAUGCCUAGACCCCGAGCACCAAGGCAUCAUAAGCACAUGCGGCAUGGUGAAGGAUCUCUACGAGGGCAAAAACCUAGACGUUCUAAAAAUGCUCCCGCCCCAAUGGGUUUCCGACACACGCGACACCGGCUUGCUCUACGUAGCGGCCCUGAUCACCCCAGGCGUAGACAGGGAGAGGCUUUAUCCGUGGAGCGACCGGUAUAGCUGGCCUAGGAUUGCCCAGAUCCUGAAGAAGCUGUAUCCGCAGAAGGAUAUCCCGGUCUUGGAGGAUGACGGGUGGGAUCAGACGGAAGUGCCGAAUAAGAGGGCUGAGGAAUUGCUGCGAGGCUUGGGUCAGGAUGGAUGGACUAGUCUUGAGGACAGUGUGAAGGCUUGUGCGAAGGGCUUCGUGAAGGAUUGAUCAUGGAUUGAUAUAGCUACAGCAGGAUUUUAAUUAAGUAACUGAGAAUAUGAUAUUCAACCACAUAAACAUGUCCCUAGGGUUAAAAGGGACGGUUUCGUUAAGCCAGACGAGAAU